UUAUAGAAACACAGAACCUCUGUCCUCUCCACUUCGUCCUCAGUUUCAGCAACAACAAAUGUUCAGUUUGACUUUAGACGCGUCGCUUCGGAGGAUUUUACGUUUUUAGCAGAGUUAGCUUAGCCGCUCGUUACCAUGGCAACACGAGUGCCGCUAGCUAACAUCCGGCUUUUGUUGACAAAACAACAACAACGGGUUUUCGUUUAAACCAGGUUGUUUUGUUGGGGAGUUUUUGCAGCUGAACUAAAGUAAAUUUGGACUGAAGGAUGGAGCAGUACAGCAUCCUGGGUCGGAUUGGAGAAGGAGCUCAUGGCAUCGUGUUCAAGGCCAAACACACUGAGACAGGAGAAACUGUGGCUCUGAAGAAAGUGGCUCUCAGGAGGCUGGAGGACGGCAUCCCCAACCAGGCUCUGAGGGAGAUCAGGGCCCUGCAGGAGAUCGAGGACAACGAGCACGUCGUGAAGCUGAAGGAUGUUUUCCCUCACGGGACGGGCUUUGUUCUGGUCUUUGACUUCAUGCUGUCUGACCUCUCUGAGGUCAUCAGGAACCACCAGCGACAUUUGACCCCGGCUCAGGUCAAAGGGUACAUGAUGAUGCUGCUGAAGGGCGUGGCCUUCCUGCAUCACAACAACAUCAUGCACCGG
Austrofundulus limnaeus is the source of this 644-nucleotide messenger RNA. It is a transcript of the gene cdk20, whose product is annotated as cyclin dependent kinase 20. Gene Ontology annotation, biological process: protein phosphorylation. Gene Ontology annotation, molecular function: protein serine/threonine kinase activity; ATP binding. Lineage: Eukaryota; Metazoa; Chordata; Actinopteri; Cyprinodontiformes; Rivulidae. The record is from RefSeq and is a predicted model, not a curated record. Gene Ontology annotation, cellular component: nucleus.